Messenger RNA from Schistosoma turkestanicum, 2628 nucleotides. Lineage: Eukaryota; Metazoa; Platyhelminthes; Trematoda; Strigeidida; Schistosomatidae. The record is from the annotation of a GenBank genome assembly.
AUGGAUGACGAUGAACUUACUCAAGAGAUAUUAGAUCAAUUCGAUCUUAUUUGUACACAACACCAGUAUGAUCAUGUGUCAACAUACAGUAAUAACAAUGUCAAUAAAAAUAAUUCGCAUUCAAAUAAAUUAACCAGUUGCUUAUCUCGAUCAACUUCAUUAGAUACAAAAUUGAAUGGAUGCAUAAAAGCAUCUGAUUUUUCAUCAUCGAAUGAUAAAACUCCAACGGUUGAACGAAAUGAACUUGACCGAUUGAAAAAAGAAGUAUCUGUUCUACGUGAAGAAUUAUACAUGAAAUUAGGUGAACUUGCUACAAUUAAAGAAUUAGCUAGUCGAACAAAAGCAACUGAUUCUGAUAUGAUCAGUAAGCUAGAAUCACAUCUUACCACUGAACGAAAUGAUUUUCAACGUAAAUUAAGUGAAUUAAAUGCUCAAAUGGCAUUUCGUGAAGCGGAUUAUCGAUUGGUAUGCAGUGAAUUAGCUCGUAUAAAAGAAGAAGUUAGUGUUAGUAAACAAUUAGCAAAUGAACGCUCUGUUGAAUAUUCUCCUGCAUCACAAAUUCUCAUCUCUUUAACUUCUCCAAAUCCUAGUUCUAUUUCUAAUCAAAAAUUAAAAACACCUGCAGUUUGUGCACCAAGCACAGAUUUUCACCUUCCUGCACCAGUUACUCCAAUUCCUAGUAAACGGCAUAAAAUUCCAUAUGAUGGUCGAAUAUGGGAUGUGAAUGUGACAAAUAAUUUCGAUGAUAAAUCAGAUACUACUACUACUACUACUACUAAUACUACUACACAACAAACUUUUGAUAAAAAUGUACACUUGUUAGAUACUGAUGAAAUCACAUUGUCGAAUCAUUAUCCAUCAAGGAAACGACAACGAUGUGUUGUAUCACCUGAUACAAGAUCAUUAUAUACUACUACUUCUCCAGAACAUUGUAUACACCAGAUUCCUGUAUCUUUAACUGAUGCAUCGGUUGAAACUACAGAUUUGUUAAAUAGUCCUUCUUCAAAUUAUCCUUUAUCUUAUCGAAUUAGAUCAUGUGCUUUUUCAACUAUUGAGUCUUUCAAUGAAUUCACAAAAGGAAAUUCGGAAUUAUUAUCAGAAUUAUUAGAUUUAUCUAUUUCAAUUCCUCAAAAUGAAAAAAACAGGAACAGCAUUAAUACUAAUCCCCAGACACUAUUGACCAAAUCUUUUACAAGUUCAGAAGAUUUCACUUGGUUAAUAUCAGAUUAUUAUCUUACAGGGUUAAGUAAAUUACUUCCACGUCAAUCAGAUAUUGUUAAUGAGAUCCAACCAUUUGAUAGUUAUAUAUCACGAUUAAAUUUAGUGGUUAAACGAUUUACUGAAUCUGUACCUUAUUUAAUACGAAGAAUAGAAGAGCAAUUACAAGCAUGUAUUCGUAUACUUUUGGAUCCUUUUCAUCAAUCUGGUAAACAAUUAAACCAAUCAUGUCAUUAUUAUUCAGACUCACAAACGGGUGACGCUGAAAUGGCAGACAAAGAAAAUGAACAACCAUCCAACAUGGAUGAUACUGUUGAUGAUAUUAAUUCACAUGAAAUAUCUUAUUUAGGUGAAAAUCCUUUUGCUGGUGCACCUGCAUCACAAAUUGUCACCUCAUUGACAUAUCCGUCGCAAAUGAAAUCCAUUUCAAAACCAAGAAUGAAUGAACAUGCUCACUCAAUGGAACGUAAUAAAUCAUGUCCUACACAUAUGAAUUAUUGGUUUUCAAUGAAUUCUACUAGUGGUAAUAAUCAUAAACUACCUGAUACUGAUCACAUUGAUAAAAUCAAUCACUCUUGUUCCGUUGAUCAUCAUGAAAUAAUGAUUUAUCGAAGUAUACAAGGCAUAAAUCAAUUAAAAUAUUUAGCUAGCAUAAUUCAUUCCUAUUGUCCUAUUACAUUUGAAGCAUUUCAUGAAAUCAGUACUACUAAUAACUUUAUUAUACAUAAUGAUGAUAGUCGUGUAUGGAAUAUUACUAAAGAAUUUCAAAUACUUAUUCGAAGUAUUGCUAGUGUAUUAUCACGUUUUAUUAAUAAACUUGCAGAUGUGUUUUUUCAAAUGAUGAAAGAGGAACAAAAUUCAAAUUCAUCAUCAUCAUCGUCAACAACAACAAAAUCAACUGUGGUACAAAAUGAAUUUAUUGGUGAUAAUACUACAAAUAUCACAUGUUCAAUUGAUCAUUCAUCUUUCAAACAAUCUCAGUCUAUUUCUUCAAAACAAAAAAGUUACAUUUCAUUGUUAUCAAUUGUUCUACCAUUGAUUACUGAUUGUUUAGAUUUAGCCUCAGUGUUUGCAGUUUUCAUUAAAACUGAUCAAAAUCUAUUGAAAACUAAGACUGCUGAUUCCGUUGUGAAUACAACAGAUGUUGCUGAAUUGAACACAUGUUUUCCUCAAUUGUUGAAUUGUAUUAUCCUAACAUCAGAAGCUUGUUUCAAUCAAGCUGAUGAAUCAAUUAAUUUUACAAUGACUACAAAUGAUCAAUCUAAAUCUUCUAAUUCUUAUAAUGGCAUAGAGAAUUUAAUUAAGAAUCGUACUGUUGUAACUCUGAAACCAUUGAUUAGUUUUCUUCGUCUCUGGCGACAAAUGAUAUCUCAAAAACAUUGGCCUGGUGGACAUUGUAGUGAUCGAUGA